UCCACGACAGCGAUAGGUGUGUUGGAAUCAGAUAUUUGAGAAAAUACAAUUAAAAGAAAAAAAAAGUAAAAAUCAACUACAAAAACAAAAUUAAAAAAAAAAAAAACACAAUAAAAAUAUUUUACAUUUUUCUGCUAAUGAAAAGUUUUUUUUUGUGUAAAUGUUGCUGCUGCUGCUACCAAAAUAAAAAUGGCGGCGUAUUAAGAAUGUAAUUUUUUCUGUGUGGAUAAAUUUUCAAUAUUGAUAAAAUUCAUUAAAAACUAAAAGAAAAAUUAAAAAAAUUAUAUUCUUUAAGACAUAAAAAUUUUACCAAAUUGUGACAAAAAUAAAGUUUUUUUUUUUUGAAUAAUUAUAUUUUAUAUGAGAGUAGUUUAUAAAGAGAUUAAGAAAAAAUAAAAGUGAUCAUUUGGUUUAAAAAAUAACUUUUGGUACGCAAUAAACUAAAGGCAAAGGCAAAUUCAAAGUUUUGUUUGAAUAUAUGAAAUAGACUUUGAUUUUUUAUUAAAAGUUGUUCAUUGUAUCAUAAGAUUUCAACGAUUACAAAUUACAAUAAAAUAUUAAUAGAAGAUUAAAAGUAACACAUGCUUGGUUAUUCAGAGAAAAUUGUCAUUGAAUUUGUAUUAAAAAGGUCUUUAAUUCAAACUCUUUUAUUAACUAAGUGUAAUAAAAAAAAAGCAAUUUUAAAAUGAUUACGUUAAUGUUAGACAGUUUGUAAGGAAAAGGAAAAAAAAAUAUUAAUUUAAAAAACGAGAGACCCAUCAAAAAAGAAAUUUGAAACUAAAUCAAAAAUAAUAUCAAAAAUUACUUAAAAUUUCAUCAGAAAUUUUCAUAAAAAACAAAAAGUAGAAAAUAAAUUUAUUUAAGGAAAAAUGUGUGCUGCACAAAGUAAUGCGCCAACUAGUUUUGGUUAUACAUGGGGAUUUGCUGACAACUCUAGGAAUGAAAGUGUCGUCGAAAUAUCACCAAAUAUAAAUUAUACAGUUAGUGAAGCGAUGCCAUAUUUACUAACAGAUGGAUCAUUAACGGUUCAAAAAGAUGUCAAGGGUACCAUUACACAUACAAAUAAAGGUGGCGUGGUACGACGAAUGAUUGUUGUAAAUGAACCUUUUCCAGCUGGAACACAAAGAUUAAUAACAACAGCUGGAGGUAUUGCAACUGUUAUUGAUAAAAAACAAGAACCACAAUUAUUCAGCAUUAGUUGCGAUAAAAAUUAUCAAUCAGAUCAAUCUCAUUCUUUAGCAAAUGGAAUAAUUGAUACUAAAACUCAAACAUUAUUCACUACAACAACUGCAGCUGGUGGCAAAACACAUUUCAGUCCGAUAGGGCCAUUACAUUUAACGGCAGAAGAAUGUAACGAAAUUUUAAUGAAAAGAGCAAUCGCUGCAUCCGCACAAAAUCAUACAGCAACAAUAACAACUACUGAUGGUCAAAAUGAUUUUAUUCCAGUUGAUGAUAUAUUGCCGGGUAUAUCAGUUCAAGUUCAAAAAGUUAUUCAAGGUCUUGAAGAUACUGAAGACUCUCAACAAACAUCAUCAACACAUUGCAAAUUGGAGCCAGUUUUGGAAAUUUCACCAAAAACUGAAGUUCAAGAAGUUAUACAAUUCGAAGAGAACGAUCAAUCCCAAACUGAUCCACAAUCUGGUCAAGUAGUCAAAGAAAGACCAUAUUCUUGUGAAGAAUGCGGAAAAUCAUUUUUAUUGAAACAUCAUUUGACUACUCAUGUUCGCGUUCAUACAGGUGAGAGACCUCACGUUUGUGUCCAUUGUGGCAAACGCUUUGCUCAUAAGCAUUGUUUAAAUACGCAUUUACUGUUACAUUCAACGGAUCGGCCAUAUCAAUGCAGUGAAUGCAAGAAAAGUUUUACAUUAAAACACCAUUUAUUGACUCACUCCAGAGUGCACAGUAGAGAUCGUCCCUUUGUUUGCCAAGAAUGUGGUAGAUCAUUUCCCUUAAAAAGACAUUUGGUAACACAUAGUAAAUUUCAUGCUGGGGAACGUCCUUAUGUUUGCGAGGAAUGUGGUGAAAGUUUUGCGCAAGAAAAUCAUCUAAUUAUGCAUUCAAGAUUUCAUGGAUCACUCAACCCUUUUGUUUGUGGAGAUUGUGGUGCUACAUUCCCUAGAAAAUUUCAACUUGUAAAUCACGGUCGAAUACACGGAAAAGUUCCUCAUUCUUGUACUGUUUGUGGAAAGGAAUUUUUACAAAAAAGAACUUUAGUGUCACAUAUGAGAAUUCAUACUGGUGAUCAACCAUAUCCUUGUACUGGAUGUGGUGAUGGUUUCCAAACAAAAGCUGAAUUAAAUCAACAUAUACGUCUCGUUCACGGAGGAAUUAAUCCAAAUUCAGCUAAUACAACAGUAGUAACUACCAAUGCCAUUGUUUCAACAUCCCAGCCACAGCAAAUCCAAGUUAUAAACGUUCAUGAUUUCAAAAAAGAGACUGAAGAUUACAACACGAUAGAAUAUGAAAAAGUUCAACAGCAAAACCAACAGCAACAACAAGCACAGCAGCAACAGCAACAACAACAACAACAGCAGCAGCAACAACAACAGCAACAACAGCAGCAGCAGCAACAAAUCCAACAGCAACAACAACAGCAGCAGCAACAACAACAGCAACAACAACAACAGCAACAGCAGCAACAACAACAACAGCAGCAACAACAACCCCAGACAAUAACCGUUGUAACAAAUCAAAAUAAUCAAUUACAAGUUGUUGCUGCAACCCCUGACAAUAAUGGAACAUCAAGACCCCAGUAUGCAUGCAGGCAAGUUACAAUUAAUUUUCUUCCAAUUAACAGUGAGUGCGGGAGUGCAUUUAAUAGCAGAGAGGCAUUGGCGUUGCAUUUGCGAUUGCACACCGGUGAUAAAUCUUUGAUGACAGACUUAUGUGCGUUAACAGCAGCUUUACCAGGUCAUUUCUUAAAUACAACGAAUCUUAAUCAAGUUGUUGCAACAAAUCAAGUGGGAAAUGCUGUUCCAGUUCAGAUAAUAUCUUCUACUGGACAAGUAAUAAGUCAAGUUGCACAAGUUGUUACAACAUCACCCCAGCAAACACAUCAGCAGCAACAAGCAGCACAGCAACAACAGCAACAAGCGCAACAACAACAACAGCAACAACAAGCUCAGCAACAACAGCAAGCACAGCAACAACAACAGCAACAAGCUCAACAACAACAACAAGCGCAACAACAAGCACAACAAACACAGCAACAACAAGCUCAGCAGCAACAACAGGCUCAAGGACAACAAACUGUUGUUGUUACUUCUGGAGGGCAUCACGCACCGAAACCAAAAACUCAUUUUUGCACAAGCUGUGGCAAAGGCUUUGCGUCGAAACAUGGUUUAUUACAGCAUAAUAGACGUCAUCCAAAUGGAGGUUGUACAAUUCGAACGCAUGUUUGCGAGUGUGGCAAAGCGUUCUUCCAGAAAAAUCAUUUAAUGUUACAUCAAAGACAACAUUUAGAAACAAAACCGGCUAUUACACAGCAGAUUUCUCAAGAUGGUCAACAACAGGAAACCUUACAACAACAAACAAUAACACAACAGAAUGGUCAACAACAACAACAACAUUUAACAACAAGGGAAGUUUUAAUAGGUAAUCAACCUGUUCAUGUGCAAGUUUUACAGGGUACCAAUACUGCUCAAGUAAUUAAAUACGAAAUUAACAUACCUCAGGAAGGGCAAGCAAUUGAGUGAGGACAGGGUCAGCAUGCAUUUUUAAGAAUUAAAAAUGCAAAUGGCACCGAAGACCUCAGGAAAGUUUUAAUAAUUAAUAAAAAUAACGACAUUAGUAUUUAAGAGAAUUUUAAUUGAUUAUAUUUAUAUUAUUAAUGACAAAUCUUAAAAUAAACAAUAUGUUAUUUAUUGAUUAAAUUGCUGAGGUAAUAUAAAGUAACACAAUUUAAAUAUGAAAAUUGCAAAUCAGUACAUAUUAUAUUUCACGGAUACGACUAAAAAUGAGAAAAACUUAAACUAUUUUUCGUAAGUAGCUUUUAAUUAUUGAAAAGUAUAAAUUAUUAGAAUUACCUACCUACUUUAAAUGAUAAUAUUAAUUACAAACUAUGAUGUAAGUUGAAUAGUAUAAAAUACGUUUAUUUUUUUAUUGAACUACCAAAAUUUUUAUACAAAAAAAAUUAAAAAGAAAAAAAAAACAUUAAGAAAGAAUUAAAAUAAAUUGAAAAAUACAUUAAAAUGUAAAUUUAUAUGCAUUAAUAUCGUACAACAAAAUGUACGCAUGUAGAGUAGCAAGAUCACAUAAAUAAAUGUAUAUAUAUGAUAGAUAUUUAAUAUAAAUAAUAAUCAUUAUUGUUAAAGGGAAUAUAAUAAAUUUAUGAAAAUAUUUGAUUUUGCAUUUGUAUAUAUACAUAAAAUAAUUUUAAUUUUAUGAUUAUAAUAUAAUAUUUUAAAAAUUUAAAAUUAACACAAUUUUCUUUUUCUUAAAUAAUAAAAUAAUUUUUAUUGGUGUAAAGUUUACAAAAUGAAAAUAUAUAUGUUAAUUUAUUUAUGCAUAUAAAGUAUAUAAUAAUUAUGUGUAGGAAGGUUUAUCAUAAUUCAAAAUAAUAAAUUGUUCUAAUACAAAAUAAUAUGAUAAAAUUUGUUUAAUUAAUCAUUAAAGUUUAUUAUUUCUAAUGUAAUAAAAUUGAAACCUGAACAAAUAAGAAAAAAAUAUAUAAUAAUCUAUUAAUUUCUUAAAAUAAUUUUUAAUUUAAAAAGCUAAAGUUAAAUUGAGUGAGUUAACACAAAAGUAACACAAAAUUCGUCUAUCGUAUUAGACUUAAUUUCCUUUCGUAUUAUAUAAAACGAAUAUUGAUCGCUUAAGAAACGCAAAAAUAUUUCGUUUCUAUAUUAAUAAUUUAAACUAAAAUUCUUCAGAUUAAAAUGUUAGUAUUAUUAAUUAUGUUGUUUUGUUGAGGUUUUAUGAAAUUGAUGAAGAAAGUGUUCAUUGUGAAAAGAUUUCGAAUUUUAAUUAGUGUUUCAGUACUUACACUAGUAUUUCUGAAAAUAUUGAUCCCAGUCUUACAUAAUACGUGCAAAACAUAAACCUAAUUAUAUACAAUAAGUGUCUGUUAAUAUUAUACAUAGUUAAAUAUGUAUAAUAUUAUAUUUUCAAGGGAAAAAAAGAAAAUCAUUAGUUUUUCGCAAAUUCUUAUUUUAGAAAUUGUAAUAGAGACAACAAACUUUAUUUACAUUAAUUUUAUUUUAUAUGAUUAAUAAAUUUAGUGUAUAUAUGUACAUAUAAGAGUUUAAUAAAAUAACAAAAGAAAACAAAUAUGUAAAUGUUUUUUUUUAUACUUAACAAAUCAAUUGCAUCGUUCUAUAGUUGUUUAGAUUGAACAAUUAAUUUAAAAAUUUAUCUUAAUAAAAAGUAAACGAAAGCAAAGUUAAAAAAAUUUAGUAAUAAAAUAAAGCAAGGAAUUAGAGUAACACCAGUAAAGGACAAUUAUCAAAAAAAGAUAAUUGUUUGGCAAAUCAUUGUUAAAUAAAAUGAAGUGGUUUGCUAUAUGUGUCUAAUAAAUAAUACAAAUUAUUUUGAUGAUGUAAAAUAUAAUAUGAAAAAGUUUUAUAAGUUAAGAAAUAUAUAAGUUUGAUUUAAAAAGUAAGGUAUAUAUAAAUGUACUAAAACUAUACAUAAUAUAUAAAUAUGUAUGCAUAUAAUAUUACUUUAUAAGUAUAGAAAUAACUUAUAAGAAAAUAAAAUUUACAAAACAAUAAUUAUUGGAAGGCAAUAUUGUAAGAAAAUAUUGUUCAUUUAAGAGUGAAGAAAAAUAUGGACACUAUAUUGAUUUUUAAUGUUAUUUAGUGA
Condylostylus longicornis is the source of this 5802-nucleotide messenger RNA. RefSeq names its product zinc finger protein 573-like. Gene Ontology annotation, biological process: regulation of transcription by RNA polymerase II. Bases 870 to 3695 code for a protein of 941 amino acids. Gene Ontology annotation, molecular function: RNA polymerase II cis-regulatory region sequence-specific DNA binding; DNA-binding transcription factor activity. The record is from RefSeq and is a predicted model, not a curated record. Lineage: Eukaryota; Metazoa; Arthropoda; Insecta; Diptera; Dolichopodidae. The transcript is spliced from 12 exons.